AUGCCCACAGUAAUACAUGUCGCUAUCGUUGGAGCAACCGGAACAAUAGGCUCAAACAUUGUUCCAUGUCUGCUUCGCUCCAAAGACCACCUUUUUGAGAUUACAGCUCUGGUCCGCCCAGGCAGUUCGAAAUCAUCAAGCGUAGCUAAGCUGCAAGGUGUUCAUCAUAUUGUUGCGGUUGACCUCGGCGGGCCCCAGGACGAUCUCGUCUCCGCUUUGAAGGGUAUUGAUUGUGUAAUGUGCAUUCUACCGCCGCACUGCACUACGCAGCAGAUUUCCUUAGCAGACGCUGCCUUGACAGCCAAGAAAGAAGAUGUUGUGAACCAUCUGAAAAAGAUACGAAUGCCAUACACGAUAAUUGAUAUUGGAUAUUGGCAUGAGAUCAUGAUUCCUCGCAUCGAAUCAGAAAGGCUCAAUCAUCGCGCGCUAUACUCGACAUUUUACUUCGUGGACGAUGGCUCAGCGCUUUGCGCAACUACUUACCUUCCUGACGUGGGACGAUAUGUUGAGCGCAUUAUAGCAGAUCCAAGAACACUGAAUCACAUGGUCUUUGCGUACGGGGAAAUCACGACCCAAAAAACAGCGGUAGAUAUGGUUGAACGCCCCAGUGGGGAGAAAUGCCAGGUCCAAGUGGUGAAUUCCGAGCAAGUCACAGCGGCUGUCAAAAGUGGCGAACUGGACCUGUGGUGUCAAGUCAUACUCGAGUAUGUCCAUAGUGCUUGGUCGAGAGGAGAUAAUGAUCCUCAGUGGGCGGGAUUUCUGGGGUACUUGGACGCGAAAUUGCUGUAUCCGGACUUGGAGGCUCAUACACUGGAGCAUUCCAUUAGCGAUGCUCUGGCGCAUCCUGAGCCGAAUUCGGGCUAUGGUUGUGAGGAAAUGUGUGCACAGAUCUCCAAGGCUCUGGACAACUGGGCCCCGUGA
Molecule: messenger RNA, 921 nt
Organism: Diaporthe amygdali
Lineage: Eukaryota; Fungi; Ascomycota; Sordariomycetes; Diaporthales; Diaporthaceae
Exons: 3
Coding region: 1-921 (306 amino acids)
Source: RefSeq, a predicted model, not a curated record